Molecule: messenger RNA, 1019 nt
Organism: Guyanagaster necrorhizus
Lineage: Eukaryota; Fungi; Basidiomycota; Agaricomycetes; Agaricales; Physalacriaceae
Exons: 5
Coding region: 226-978 (250 amino acids)
Source: RefSeq, a predicted model, not a curated record
GGUAAAUGUGACAAUUUUGCACGCCAUCGUGCACAACUCAUGCAAUACUCUUAGGAAUACGGGUGGGAUUCAGAAAAUGUCACGCUGACCACUGACAAUGGGGAUUCAGGACCUACUAGCAAUCAGACUGUCACCGGCAUCGACAUUUCAGUAUUUCCUUGUUGCGUUUGCGGUGGCGAGGGUUGGUACGGAGAACCAAACGUUGAAACACUAUCACAAGCGCCGAUGCUGACUGACCACCCUCUUUGUGACGGUGAUGUGGCAAAGUUCAGGGCAGACUGGACAGCCGUGUACUAUGGACAAGGCACUUUUUUUGGCCCCGUGGAUAUCACGUCUGGUGCCAGCAUCCUGCCACCAAAUGAAGAACUCGAAGUACCUUCAAACGUUCAACUUGUGCUCCAGAAUGCAUUCCAAGCCAUCUAUCACACCAUUCGACUCGAUCUCGGUGUGAUUCGCCCGAAUCAGAUAUUGACAUCAUCAAGUAUGUUCGAUGAGAGCAUAUCGGCGGUGCCUCUCUUCCAGUCUUUCAUCGCGCCCAACAGUACCCCCCCGCCUUAUCCUGUGCUCGCAGCGUCUACAUCGUUCAUUGUGAAUAAUUCAUAUGCCAAUACAAGUCGGAUAGGACGUUCCGCAAGUGACUUCAACUAUUACUACCAAGAUGCACUCCGAUUUGGACCUCUCGAUGUCAGGGUACCCUCUGUAUCAUAUCUUCGACCAGUGUUCCGCCGAAAGUCUACAGCGUCAGCCAUAUCUAGUGUUUUUGUGGCUACGUUCGCCAUGGUCUCUGCGGCGUGGUCCCUAUUCCAUUUCACCGCUGGUACCUUCUGUAAAAGUCAAAGCGAUGAAUCCGGUGGUUGUCCGCAUUGUAGCCAUAAUUGUCGAGAUCCUGGCGGAGAUUCUGAGUCUGUGUUACUGGUUUCAUGCUGCGAUAGCCGCCAUGAAGAGAUAGCCAUGGGAGAAAUGGACCACCAUAAGUGAAUUACGUUGGGAUGUAAUAUUUUCCAUUGACAACGAUUCUU